Messenger RNA from Lolium rigidum, 1288 nucleotides. RefSeq lists its product as uncharacterized. Lineage: Eukaryota; Viridiplantae; Streptophyta; Magnoliopsida; Poales; Poaceae. The transcript is spliced from 8 exons. The record is from RefSeq and is a predicted model, not a curated record. The coding region runs from base 4 to 882 and encodes 292 amino acids.
ACCAUGGACGCUGAAGCUGCCACCCCAGUUCGCCGCCCUGCCGAGCCGUCCUCGCCGUCCCCAACCCCGCUGUCGCUGCGCCAGUGGCGGCCAGCGGCGCAGCGCAACCUGCGCAAUCAGUGGUCGCGCUUGCUCGCGGCCAAGGCCCGGUGGCUGGCUGCGGACGCCAGCGGGCGAUCCCACGCCGCUGCGCUCGUCAACGCCUACCUCUCACGCAGAGACAUGCCAGGUAUGGAUUUGGGCGUGCUUAAGGACAUGCCAGGGAUCCGCGACAGGGCGAGCGCUAAGUUGGCGCACAAGCAGGGGCAGUGUCGUCAGAUGCUUCUAUCAGCAUACAAGGAGAUGGUCCUUGCAGUGUCUGACUUGGUUAAAGCUUCUCGUGCCAUGCGUUGUUACUCCAAAGUAUCUUCCAGUAGCCCACUGUUCAAGUUUACUGACUCCCAAGACGAUUUGAAUGAUUUUGGGGAUGGUGGAGGAGCUCCAGUAUACAAAUGGAUCUCUAUGUCAGAAUUUGAGAACCUUGCUCAAGAGCUUGUCGAGAUGUUUAUUUCAGAGCUACAACUGAAGAGACUGAUUGUACUGGAACUCGUGUCAAUCAACUUAAAGGAAAGUGCAAAUCCUUCAUUAGAAUGGUCGGACGAGCUAUAUGAUGGGGAAUCGUACGAAUUUCAGAGUAUUGGCCUUCAGUCCGGAGACAGCUGCCCACCGCCAAAGAAUUGGAGGGCUGAUGUCUUGCAGGCAAGGCUACCCGACCAUGCUCCAUCCCAUGAUGUUUUGCAGGUUUAUUUAACCUCUUGGCUUGCUAACAUGAACAUCAAUAUGAAUAGAAUUGACGAAAUAUUUGAGCUUGUUGGGGAGGAGAUGCAAAUCAGAUUGUGUUGAAGAUUUUGGUGCAUAUAAUUUAAGGGAGAGCUAUUCAGAAACGACACAUCUUCCUUUCAACGGUUUAUUUUCCUUAACUAAAGUCCUAGAGGCUGAAAGCCUAAGCCAGUGUUCUCUUUCUCAAAUGAAUUACCCUGUAGCUCUUGAAAUGCCUGGUGCGUGCCUAUUAAAGAUGUUCUAAGUUGUUCAACGAAAGGAAGGUGAGCACAAGAACAGAGCCAUCUUAUUUACUCGUGGGUAUGAGGAAUUAGAUUUGAUAAAGACCUACAAUCACUGGGCUUGAUGUAUGUGGCUAUCAUUUCGCUUGACGUUUAGUAGCCUAGUGUCAAGUUGUUCCAGGUUGCUAUGCAUUUACAGUAUAGUUUUGGCUGGCGCCAGGUAACAGUAUUGGGAAAUUUGUUGAUUA